Molecule: messenger RNA, 825 nt
Organism: Mucor velutinosus
Lineage: Eukaryota; Fungi; Mucoromycota; Mucoromycetes; Mucorales; Mucoraceae
Exons: 1
Coding region: 1-825 (274 amino acids)
Source: RefSeq, a predicted model, not a curated record
AUGAGCGAACAAAACAAGGAACCCGAGGUCUUGUUUUCAGUAGAGAACCAUGUUGCUACACUCACACUGAACCGACCACGCAAAGGAAACGCACUCACAGCUACCAUGAAUGCACUUUUGCUCCAGUAUCUCGCUCAAAUCGAAAAGGACUCAGAUGUUCGUGUUGUUGUAUUAACAGGCGCUGGGAAAUUCUUUUGUACUGGCAUGGAUCUAUCCAUGGCAGCUACCAGCUCGUCAUCAGCACAAGAUGUCAAGGCUUCAUUCACCAACGGACUGCAAGUAUUUGAGACACUGUAUCGUUUUCCCAAGCCAGUGAUUGCACGUGUCAAUGGUCCUUGUCUGGGUGGCGGUGUGGGUCUAGUGUUUACAACAGAUAUUCGUGUGGCGCAUCAAGACGUCUACUUUGCAUUAACAGAAGUCAAGCGUGGCAUCAUUCCUGCCAUUAUCUCUCAGUACAUUGUGCCUGAAUUGGGAUCUCAAAAGACACGCGAGUACAUGCUGACAGGCAGACGAGUCUCGGCCAAAGAAGCACACCCCUUCCUCAGCACUGUUGCCACUACACCCCAAGAGCUGGAUCAGCAAGUGCUUUACUAUGCCAACAUGUUGCUGGAAUCAGCCCCUGGUGCCAUGACCAAUAUCAAGCGUUUGGUGGAUAUAGUGAGUUCAGGCGGAGAAGCACAGAGAGCAAGCCGCAUCAGAGAUGGCGUAGAAAAGGCCUAUGUGGAGAUGAUGCAGUCUGAAGAAGCGGCUUAUGGUAUCAUGGCAUUUGUGACAAAACAAAAGGCAGAUUGGUCUGCUUUUGUCAAGGACAAUGCCAAAUUAUAA